CCCCCGGUUUUUGGUGCAAGCGUUCCCGUGCAACCUUGUGUUCAACAAAGCAAUGGAUGUUCUUCAAAUUGUAUACCUGGACCCUCUGAUAUUGCCCAGGUAUGCUGUGAUGGAAGCAGCUGCGAAUCUCAGAGGCCGAGAGUGUCUCCUGGUCAGCUACGAGUGAUAACAGAUCUUGCUCUUCGAGGAUUGUGUAGGCAAUUGAGGUCCUUGGGUGUGGAUGCCAAAAGCAUAACGGACGGAGAACCGCGUCAGAAAUGCGUCGAGUAUCACCGUCUUGAAAAACGUGUUAUUCUCGCGAAGCAGGGGAAAUCGUACCGUGACUUGUGUGGUUAUGUGCUCCCGUCUGUGAUCCUCUGCAUCAAGUACAACAAAGUACCUGAACAAGUGAUGCAAGUCGUUCGCGCUUUCAAUCUGAAAAUCACGAAGGACCAGAUUUUUUCUAGAUGCGCUAGCUGCAAUGAGGAGCGGUUCUUGGGAAUACACGGACAGGUCAUGUCAGUGAUGGCCGACAAAGUUGUCCCUUUGCGGCCAAUGGAUUCUGAUGGGAACCAAUUCGAUGAUCGACUUGAAGAUUCGUGUGCUCAGCUUUUAGCUUUAGGGAGGGCGAAGAGAAUUUGUGGGCUGACUCGAAAGGAAAUUGCCGAGGAAACGGAAAAGCAUGGCGUUGGCAAUUGGCGAAGUGUUGGCCAACUCGGUUGGACUCGGGUUAUCGGCGGCUUCGUCAAUGUGAAAACCGGGAAGCUUCUGAACGGACGCAGGUUAGCUUGUGGCCAUGGUGGAGCGUUACGCGUCGAGCACACGUCGGUAGAGACGAAUAUGUUCUUCGUUUGUUGCCGUUGUGGGCAUGUUUUCUGGGAAGGGUCUCAUCUCCGUAAUUUUAUUCGCACGUAUUCGGAAACUUACGGAUUGUGUUUGUCAGAUUAGAAAAAGUGGAGGAAAUUUGAAAUGUUUUUCAGUUAAUUUGAUUCAAAGGAAUUGAUGAUCCAAGUAAAAUCUAAAAUCGAAAGAUUCUGGUCAUUUUUGGCGUUUUCAACAAUAUUCGAGCUGAAGAAAUUGAAACGAGUUGGAAUUAUUUUCUGAUAUUUUCCGGAGACAGGUACUGUACUCUUAAAAUGUUUAAACUAAAAUUGUGGCAUACCAUAUGUUUAACAAGCGACCCUUAUUCCGUUGCCGAUGUGUGGCAGAUGAAAGCAUUUAAGUCCUGUUGAAAUUUCAAUUUUAAGUUCGAGGCAAGUGAUCUGUGUUGAAGAACAAAGGUUAAAGAAAUAAAACUAUCACUUUCAAAAUCAA
Notodromas monacha is the source of this 1293-nucleotide messenger RNA. NCBI's taxonomy places the organism in Eukaryota, Metazoa, Arthropoda, Ostracoda, Podocopida, Cyprididae. The record is from the annotation of a GenBank genome assembly.